AUGGACAAAUUGAAGGGCAUCACCAAAGGAGGCUGGCAUCCUGAAAAGAGUCGCACCAAUAGUGGGAGCAGUGGAGGUGGACAAAGCGACUCGAAACUGGGCCAAGUUAAAGGAUGGGUUGGAAAAGCACAGGGUAAAGACCCCCAUGCAGAGGCGGCCCGCGAACACCAGUCAAUGCCACUAUCGUCGUUAAAAGAUCCCUCACAAUUUGCUCCGCCGCCCAAGAGACUGGACUACAGCAGCGGUUCGACGGCGUCUGCUUCGACAGGGCCGCCGCCUGUGCCUGCUGGAUCAGCAAAGCAAAGACUGCAAGAAAAAGAAGAAGCACGGAGAAGAGCAGAAGAGGAAGCGAAUAGGCCGGCUCCCGGGCCAUACAGACCUGACACGACGGGGUUGAGCACAGCACAUCUACCCAAGCCUCCUGCUUUCCGACCAGGCGCUGCUUCGCCAGCGAAUACGGGGGCUUCAACAAAACCCAAGCCCAGCCUACCUCCUCGUCCUCCACUGCCGCCGCGUCAAAACUCGAAUCCUAAUGAAUUUGCGCCGGCUCCUCCACCAACUUAUAAUGAGGCAACACAAGAAGGGACCCCCGAGCAGGGCGUGCUAAACCAGGGCGCUCUGGGUCGCUUGGGUCAGGCAGGUGUGUCGAUAUCAGGAUUUGGUAUCGGUCGGACAGCUUCUCCUCCAGUACCGCCUCGUGCAAACCCGUCACCACCUGUUCCUCCUCGGCGAGCCCCAAGCUCAGAUACGGCCACACAAGCUCCAGCUGGGGCUGCUCAUGGCUCACAAAUGAACGAGCUACAGAACAGGUUCGCGAGGAUGUCUGGGCCAAAGUCACCGGCGCCCCCGCCAACCACUGGCACAUCAUUGGCAGACAAGCAGGCAGCACUGCGAACUGCCAGUAGUCUGCACGAGGACCCGUCGAAAGUAUCGGCGUCAGACUUGAAAGGAGCGGCAUCGACUGCCAACAACUUCCAGCAGCGGCACGGGGAGCAAGUCGCGUCUGGGUGGAAGUCGGCCAACUCACUAAAUCAAAAGUAUGGAAUUACGGGUAGGAUGAACAGCUUGGCGUCGUCAAGUGCGUCGCCCGGCCCAGCGCAGACGGGAGGCCUUGGGAAGAAAGCACCACCUCCACCACCACCAAAGAGGAAGGAACUGGGCGAGGGUUCGAUGGAGCCACCGCCGAUCCCUCUCAGUAGCAAGCCCAAGUUUUGA
Alternaria atra is the source of this 1215-nucleotide messenger RNA. RefSeq lists its product as uncharacterized. The coding region runs from base 1 to 1215 and encodes 404 amino acids. The record is from RefSeq and is a predicted model, not a curated record. The transcript is spliced from 2 exons. Lineage: Eukaryota; Fungi; Ascomycota; Dothideomycetes; Pleosporales; Pleosporaceae.